CACACACACACCCAUGACACUUAUACAGACAACAUGCUACGGAUGAAGACCGAGCCUGGGUAUGAAGAAAAAACAAGAAUUAUGUUUAUUGCCUGUUUUAGUUGCGGCCUGUUUAGUGUCCAUAAUGGGUGGUUCACCUCUCCCUAGCCCUAUUCUGAUUGGUCCAGACAAGGCCUACCUGAACUCCAAGGUGGUGUUCCAAUGUAGGUCACCUGGGUCUCCUCCACCAAACACAUACGAGCUCCUGAAGGACGGCAACCACCUGGUCGCCACGAGCAACGACCUCCAAGACGACCAAUCGGCUAUGUUCUUCCUGAAGAUCUCUGUGACGUCAGAAGGAUCGUACCACUGCAGGGUGACGGCAGGUGGAAACAUGGGCCUCAGUGGAACAGUCCGCCUGCAAGUAGUGAUCCCUGUCUCAGGCACUAUGGUGACUUCUGACCCUGAUCCUCCCAUUCUCUACGAGGGGUUGCGGCUCACUCUCACCUGUGAUGUCACCAAGGGCUCCCACCUCUCCUACACCUGGUUCUACAACAGACAGGAAGUGACAUCAUCUCCAACCUCACCUUUGACCCCGCUUCUGCUCUGGCCGGUGGGGAACACGCUGGUAGUGGAGAGGGUCACAACAAAGCAUGCUGGGAAUUAUUCGUGCAUUGCCGGGACCAGGAUGCAGACCAACAGCAGGUUCUCCAGCAGCAGAGAGAUCACGGUCAGGAUCAAAGUCUAUCUCUCCGUACCCCAAAUAUCUUUCACCAUCUCCAAAGAGGGUUCGAGUUACCACGGCAAUGUGACCUGCAGGUCGUCAAGGGGAACCCCUCCCGUGACCUUCUACCUCUUCCUUGACGACAAGGAGGUGGGUUCCGACGUGGCAACGGAGUCGCUGGUUGCCUGGUUCCCCGUUGCCAUAGUUCCCGGGCGUGACAUGGGCGCGGUGCGGUGUGCAGUGGAGAGUGAUGCACAGAGACUGACCAGCAGACCCCUGACUCUGGUAGUGGUCCCAGUAGGAGGCGCACCAAAGGUGGAUGUGGAGUACCUUUACAGGGUUGAUUCCAAGAUGGCCUCCGCUCGUCUCCAAUGCCUCCUGAGCCUUGGGACCUUCCCUUUCUUCUCCUGGUCCCUCAACGGCUCCCUCCUCCUUCACCCCUCUGAGGGAGACUCCUCUCACCCAUCUCACGCCCUGGCGGACGGAGGGCGCACCCUAUUCCUCACCGAGAUCACCCUAGAGGACUCUGGGUAUUAUCGGUGCAGGGCAAGGGACAGUUAUGACGUAACGUCCGCCUGGGUGGAAAGCCAACCUGUCCUUGUGCAGGUCACAGAAGUUGCCACGACAACCAUAGAGGUCAUGGCCAUAGUGUUCUGCUGUUUCCUCAUGCUGACCCUGGCAGGGGGUGUGGCCUGUGUGAUGAGGAUGCUCAACCGCCAACGAGACGUUGUUGCAAGCAGCGAGCAGAGAGCGAGAGCGAGAGCGGCGAAUGAAAGACGAUUCAGUGAACAUUUCUGCAUCAUCCCAGAUCCACUUUCUCUGUCUGACAUCACUACCAGGUCAGGGGUCAAGCAAGUGGACACUUCCUGUGUUGACAGUGAUGUUGAGAAUCAGACCCUUGAGAUCACAAUAUAACCGACGUGAUGAAAUAAAACCCAACUUUAGACCGACGAGUUCCUCACAAAAGAAUCCUUCAAUGUAAUUUUAUCCAACAAACUAUUAUAACAUUUUUUUUCAA
Messenger RNA from Salvelinus namaycush (lake trout), 1721 nucleotides. Its product is annotated as Fc receptor-like protein 5. The transcript has 10 exons. The record is from RefSeq and is a predicted model, not a curated record. NCBI's taxonomy places the organism in Eukaryota, Metazoa, Chordata, Actinopteri, Salmoniformes, Salmonidae. Gene Ontology annotation, biological process: cell surface receptor signaling pathway. Gene Ontology annotation, molecular function: transmembrane signaling receptor activity. The coding region runs from base 62 to 1618 and encodes 518 amino acids.